AUGCCCAAUGAAAAUAUUAGUACAAGAAACUACUGGAAAGAGAAAAUAUUUACUCCUUUAUCUAGUGCACGGGAUGUUCUAGAAGGAACUUCUUAUUGCGACUCUUCCUCUGAAGAAAUGACAAGAGGCAACGGAAACGGAAUGGAAGAAAUAUAUCAUUUGUCCAGCACAAAGUGUCAGGAAAAAAAUAAAUUUACUACGAAAGGAUACAUUUUCCAACUAAACGAAAUAGAACAAAAACCAGAUAUAGGAGAGAGUAAGGUAAACAUUUCAAGGAAUGACAGAGUCACAAAUUCAUCUUCCUACGAAUCAUCUCAGUUCGAUGUGACAACGGAAGAAAGCCGUAACAGCACGGAAGAUACAGAGAGCUGCAGGAAGUAUGACUUACAAUUACUGCGACAACACGUUAAGAAUAAGUUUAUUGAAAGAAUGCCUCCAAAACAUUGCAUGUGUUUUUUGAAUGAAGAACUAGAAGAACUUGAAACAAAAUGUAGAAAACCAGAAAAUAAAUUAGAAAAUGUUGAAAAAGAACUUUUGUACUCCAAAAAAGAGGUAUUCAGAAAACCUGUGAACUUUGAAGAAAGACACAAAUGUGGUUCAAAAAGCGACUAUGAACUUCAAACUUUAAGAAAUGACCGGUCUGAGAAAGCAACAAAUGCAAAGAACUUAACUGAACAGCUCCAGCGAGCCACAGAGCUCAUAUGUGACUUAAGUAGGGAAAAUAGAGAUUUGAAAGAAACCCUUAAAAAGUUAAAGCAUCAAACCGAGUUUGGAUAUGUGCUCCUAAAAGAAGAAAUGCAAUUUAAUCGUGAAUUAGAAAUGGCAAAGAUCCAUAGACAACUCACCGACCUCAAGUAUGAACUGAGAGCUGAGAAGCGCCUACGAGCAAUAAAUGACAGAGCCUUGGACUUGCUUACAAAACAGUUUGCCUGGAUGUCAAUAUCAAGUAUCCAUAACCACUUUACUGGGCAUUUUUUUUAA
Messenger RNA from Callithrix jacchus (white-tufted-ear marmoset), 981 nucleotides. It is a transcript of the gene CCDC160, whose product is annotated as coiled-coil domain containing 160. The record is from RefSeq and is a predicted model, not a curated record. NCBI's taxonomy places the organism in Eukaryota, Metazoa, Chordata, Mammalia, Primates, Cebidae.